Molecule: messenger RNA, 1999 nt
Organism: Myotis brandtii (Brandt's bat)
Lineage: Eukaryota; Metazoa; Chordata; Mammalia; Chiroptera; Vespertilionidae
Gene: LHX3
Product: LIM homeobox 3
Exons: 5
Coding region: 1-957 (318 amino acids)
Biological process (GO): regulation of transcription by RNA polymerase II; neuron differentiation
Cellular component (GO): nucleus
Molecular function (GO): DNA-binding transcription factor activity, RNA polymerase II-specific; RNA polymerase II transcription regulatory region sequence-specific DNA binding
Source: RefSeq, a predicted model, not a curated record
AUGCUCCUGGAGACGGAGCUUGAGCGCGACCAAAAUAGGCCCGGGGCCACCGGGGCUGCCGCCUGCACCUUCGGUGGGACCCGGGAGAUCCCGCUGUGCGCUGGCUGUGACCAGCAUAUCCUGGACCGCUUCAUCCUCAAGGCCCUGGACCGCCACUGGCACAGCAAGUGUCUCAAGUGCAGCGACUGCCACACACCACUGGCUGAGCGCUGCUUCAGCCGCGGGGAGAGCGUGUACUGCAAGGACGACUUCUUCAAGCUGAGCACCGCAGGCCUCUCCGAGGGCGACUGGGCAGGGCUAGCACUUCAACACAUUUUGUUUUUACGUAAUUUUGUAAACGUGGAAGCAGUCGUUAAAAAGGUGUGGUUCCAGAACCGCAGGGCCAAGGAAAAGAGGCUCAAGAAAGACGCGGGCCGACAGCGAUGGGGCCAGUAUUUCCGCAGCAUGAAGCGCGCCCGCGGCGCCCCCAAGUCGGACAAGGACAGCGUCCAGGAGGAGGGGCCGGACAGCGACGCUGAGGUCUCCUUCACGGAAGAGCCAGCCAUGGCCGAGAUGGGCCCCGCCAACGGCCUCUACAACAGCCUGGGGGAGCCCACCCCAGCCUUGGGCCGGCCCUCGGGAGCCCCCGGCAGCUUCCCACUGGAGCACAGAGGCCUGGCUGGCCCAGGCCCAGAGCAGUUCCGGGAGCUGCGCCCCGGCAGCCCCUAUGGUGUCCCCCCUUCCCCUGCGGCCCUGCAGAGCCUCCCGGGCCCCCAGCCCCUCCUCUCCAGCCUGGUGUACCCCGAUGCUGGCCUGGGCCUCGUACCCACGGGGGCCCCAGGGGGACCCCCGCCCAUGCGAGUGCUGGCUGGGAACGGACCCAGCUCUGACCUGUCCACGGGGAGCAGUGGGGGCUACCCCGACUUCCCCGCCAGCCCCGCCUCCUGGCUGGAUGAGGUGGACCACGCCCAGUUCUGACCGAGGCCCCCAGCUCCACUGAGCACUGGACUUGAAGGCGAAGGGGAGCGGGCUGGCGCUGCGCCCUCCUUUCCAGGAGCCUGGACCUCGAGUCGUGGGGUGCCGCCACGGGUGCCACUGGGGACAGGAUGAAGAUGAGGAGCCAGCGGAGGGAGCACCCUGCCCGCACCCCCACUCUCAAGCAGGACUGUCUGCCUCUCCUUCUCCGACCAGGGCUGGUCCACUGUGGGCGCCCAGAAGCCUGUUCUGUACGCAGACUUCUCCCUUUAUGGACCAGCUAACCAAGGGCGUGGGCUGAUUCUAGACAUGAGAUGGCUCCCCACUAGGCCCUCCGGGCCUCUCCCUGGCCCAGCCCGGCUGGGAGAUGCGUUCAUUCCCAAAACUGAAAAAUUCUGCUGAUCCUGCUUUCAUUCCCAGGCCCAUCUCUCUGAGCCCACGUUAGGACAGAGACCGGCCUCACCUUUCCAGGCUGAAGGUGGCAGUGGGGGGGAGGGCACCUCUGUGUCCCUUCAGCUCCCUCUGGGGACCUCCCUGCCACCAAACCCCUUUCCCCAGGAGCCCAUCACCCCUGCCCUAGGGCACAGGGCUCGGGUUCCUCCGUUCUCACUGGACUCCACUCCCCUCUGGAGUUAACAACUCCCUGGGGGGCCCUGGUCGGCCCAGCCCUCUGUCCACCGGGAGCUCCCUCCCCGCCCGGGUUAGGUUUUCCUCCCCUCCCCCAGCCCAGCCAACCAGCCUCAGCGUCCGGCCACGCCCAGCCCACCCAUUUCCGUUGCCAAACAGCCCUGACCCCCCUCCCCCAGCUGCCUCUAACUGCCCGGCUGGACAUCAGCUGGAGAAGCUGAGGGCGGGGCUGCUCUGUCCGGCCGCCUCCUCCCUCAGAACUUCUCCUGCCACCUUCAGGCACAAGGGCUGCCUCAAGGGGGUCCCAGUCAUUCCUGUGAACCUGCGUCCUGCUACCGUUGGUUCUGUGAAAGUCUGGUCUUUUAUUUAUUCUCCGACCAUCGGCUUUUUUCAAACAUCAUUAAAUUUUUCAGUUGCC